AGUUGACCGGCUCGGUGGACGCGGCCGUUUCUUUUUCCGCAAGAAACAGCAGCAAUCUACGACCGAAUUUGCGCGGACCACCGAAUUUUCAAACAAUGCGGGUUUCUCAUUUUCACAGAGAUGAGGUUUCAAAAAGCGAGAGCCUGGAAAAACGGUUUUCAAUCGAUUCAAGGGUCAACUUGCAUGUACUCUUCCUCAGCAUGGUUUUGUUUGGCUAUCCCCUAAGGAAGAGUUGUAUUUUACUGUAAAUAGCUGGAAUUCGUGGAGCCAAAUCCGUGCACAGGAAUUAUUCUUUGGAUAAGUUUUGUAGAUAAAAAUGGAACUGAAGAACGCAAAGGUGUUGGAUAAUGGAAGAAGAAUGGUGGUUGAUUUGAAGAGAAAGCGGGCCAACCAGUGUGCAUCAUAUUUCACUGGCACUGCCUACAAGGCGGCAUUGCGACGGUCUAGCUUGGAGGUGCCCUCUGAUAGGCAUACCAAGCGGAUGAGAUCAAGUGGCUGCAAAAAAAGCCGCAAAUGCUGUUUCAGGAACUCUGUGAUUAAGAACUACUCGAAUUUUAUCAAGAGCGGGUUGCCACAGCGUUUGCUUUGUUAUCAGAAGGGUGAAUGGAAAGAUCUUCCGGAGGAACUGAUUGCUUUACUGAGGGAAUAUUUCUGGGCAAAGAAGGCAAUCGCUGAAGUGGCACUCCUUGGUCGUCGUUUGCUAUUUGAUUUUUUGCACAUGGUUCGGAUUGAUUUGGAAACAGGUUUACAAAAGCCAAUUGCUUGGAUCGAUGAAUCGGGUCAUUGUUUCUUUCCAGAAUUAUAUUCUGAUUUGUAUGAACUGCAUGACCGCUUCUGUUCCAAUGGAAGAAAGGUCCGUGGUUGCAUAAGUUCUGUGCCAAAAGGGACUUGUGAAAUCAAUCUGCAACUAGAUAUUGCAAUAAGUGGUACCAGUUGCUCAAACUUGGAAGAAUGUGAUGAGGCAUCAGUUUCUCAUGUUAAGCAGCUUAAAAUUGAAGAAAAACCUCGCAAUAAACACCAUGAUCUGGAACAGGAUUGCUGCACUUGCAGUAAGCCAGAUGCAGAAAUUAAUGAGGUCAUUGGAGAAAAUGGACAAUCUGCAAUGCCCCUUUGUCACAACCCUGGUUUUGAAUCUAUGCAUGUGAAACUGACCAGAUUAGUCAGUGGUGGAAGUGACAGUGAUGCCGUGCAGAGAAUGUUCCUUGUAGGUUUGAGCCCUAUAAUUGAUGCAAGCAACAUUGUUGGAAUUUACCAAGGUUCACCGAGAAACAUUUUUGAGCGAAGGCUGCUGCUCUUCCGCAAGCAGAUUGAGAUCACUGAAAAUUAUCGAGGCAAUGCAAAUGUCCGUUACGCUUGGUUUGGUUCUUCCAAAGAAGCUGUAACACGGAUCAUUGUUCAUGGAUUCAGGCACAGUGAAAUUCCAAAAUGCAAGCCUAUGUAUGGGACUGGCAUUCAUCUUACGCCAGCAAACUGCUCGAAUAUCAGCGCCGGUUGUUCUGAUGCUGAUGAAAAUGGUGUACAACACAUGGUGUUGUGUCGUGUCAUAAUGGGAAACAUGGAACUUGUUCAUCCUGGAUCCGAACAGUUUCAGCCCAGUAGCCAAAACUUUGAUAGUGGCAUUGAUGAUCUUCAAAACCCUAAGCGUUAUAUAAUAUGGAAUAUGCAUAUGAAUACACACAUCUAUCCGGAAUAUGUUGUGAGUUUCACUGUGCCUCCAAGGGCUAAAGAGUAUUUGGUCGGGAAUGAAAGCAAAUCGGACGUGUCAGGGAUCACAUAUCUUACUUCUUGUCAUAACCAAUUGCAGCAGGAUUCUGCUCCUGAUGGCCCAGUGUGGAUUGGUCAACAAUCAUCGGCUUCUGUCAAGCCAUUUCAAGAAAAUGCUGGGCUGCUAGGUCUAACGGUGCCAAAGAUCCCUACUUCAUCUUGGAUGCCUUUUGCCAUGCUGUUUGCUGCAAUCUCAGAUAAAAUAUCUCAUGAAGAUAUGGACUUACUUAGUCUUCACCAUGACGAAUUUAAGAAGAAAAAAAUCAGUCGGGAUGGCUUCAUAAAAAAGUUGCGAUGCAUAACUGGGGACGAACUCUUGAGGUCUACAAUAAAGAGUGUUCACGGCAAGUCACCUUCGAUCCCUAGGUGUGAAUCAGCAAGUCAACAGUGUGGGAGGCUUCAAAUGGAUCAUUGAUCUGGCUGCGCAAACUUCCUCCUCUUUGAGAUGGUUGGCUACUCGGCCAUUCCAGAUGUUGAUUUUGGGAGCGGCACGUCUUGCUUGUCUCUGCAUUUGCUCUAUCCCAUGGUGAGGAAGUUUUUCUGUCGUUUGUCUUGUCUUGCUCUAUUGGAAAUGUGUCGACUUGAAAAAAUGACUAAUAUGAACAGACUCUACUUUAGUUUGCUAGGGAAAUUAGCUGGUGAAAGUAUUUUGCUUUAGUCUUUUUUCCCCCUUUUAUUGAUGAGGUUUUGCAGUCUAUAGCUUGUGAAUUGAUGUGAUUUCAACUUGCGAUAUUGAAAAUGGCAAGUAACUUUGUUUUA
Magnolia sinica is the source of this 2523-nucleotide messenger RNA. RefSeq names its product inactive poly [ADP-ribose] polymerase RCD1-like. Gene Ontology annotation, molecular function: NAD+ poly-ADP-ribosyltransferase activity. NCBI's taxonomy places the organism in Eukaryota, Viridiplantae, Streptophyta, Magnoliopsida, Magnoliales, Magnoliaceae. Bases 317 to 2179 code for a protein of 620 amino acids. The record is from RefSeq and is a predicted model, not a curated record. The transcript is spliced from 7 exons.